Cryptomeria japonica (Japanese cedar) is the source of this 453-nucleotide messenger RNA. Its product is annotated as peroxidase 12-like. Gene Ontology annotation, molecular function: peroxidase activity; heme binding. Gene Ontology annotation, biological process: response to oxidative stress. Bases 1 to 453 code for a protein of 150 amino acids. NCBI's taxonomy places the organism in Eukaryota, Viridiplantae, Streptophyta, Pinopsida, Cupressales, Cupressaceae. The transcript is spliced from 3 exons. The record is from RefSeq and is a predicted model, not a curated record.
AUGGUGGGCGCCUGUGCGAGCGCAUUCUCUAGUGUAAGGGAUUUAAGCCUCUCAACUCCAGUGGACGUUUUACAGCACGAGUUGCCCAACGUUGGAGUCAAUUGUGGAAGAACGGAUAGUUGGGCAUACGGACCACAAAUUUACUUUCAAAGGCUUUACUGGUCUUAUGAGCGUCUUGUCUCUCAAUGGCUUUACUUUCACGGAUCUGGUGGCUCUUUCAGGUGGGCACACAAUCGGCAGAGCAAGUUACAAGAUCCCAUUCUCGACCAGACAUUUGCAAAGCAACUUCGCCUCACUUGUCCCACAAACACAACCGUUAAGACCACCAAUUUGGAUAUUCGCAGCCCAAAUGUGUUCGACACCAAAUAUUACGUGGACCUUCUGAAUAGACAAACGCUCUUCACAUCUGACCAGACUCUCUACUCAGACAGUCGAACCCGAGAUGUGGUGUAG